Messenger RNA from Chenopodium quinoa (quinoa), 1509 nucleotides. Its product is annotated as heavy metal-associated isoprenylated plant protein 36-like. The record is from RefSeq and is a predicted model, not a curated record. The transcript is spliced from 3 exons. Bases 168 to 1187 code for a protein of 339 amino acids. Gene Ontology annotation, molecular function: metal ion binding. NCBI's taxonomy places the organism in Eukaryota, Viridiplantae, Streptophyta, Magnoliopsida, Caryophyllales, Amaranthaceae.
CACUGAGUCACUCAAUUUAUUCCUUUCAACUCAACUUUGUUUUGUCAGCCCACUUCUCAUUUCUCAAUUCUCAUUCUACUCACUUAAUUUUAUUUCCUCUUAACUUUCUCUCUUAUUUUUUUCCUUCAUUCAUUCUCUCAUCUCUUUUAGUCUUUUUACCUUCUUCAAUGGCUGCCCCUCCUCAAUGCCCUGAUCCUGAUAACUCUGAACCUCUCAAAUAUAAGACAUGGGUGUUGAGAGUUUCUAUUCAUUGUGAAGGAUGUAAACGGAAAGUCAAGAGAAUUCUCCACAGUGUUGAAGGAGUUUACACAAUAGAUGUGGAUACAAGGCAACAUAAAGUAGUGGUUACUGGCAACGUUGAUGCAAACACUCUUUUAAGAAAGCUUGAAAAAUCUGGUAAACAUGCUGAGUUAUGGCCUGAUUUCUACAAAAUCGAACAACAGCAACAACAACAACAACAACAAGAGCAACAAUUUCAAAACCAAAACCAAAACCCAAAUGUUGUUGAAGAACAGCAGCAGAAUAAUAACGCAGAACCUCAAAAAGUACCUGAGAAUAAUCCACCCCAACAACAACCACAAGUUAAGGAAGUUAGAUUCGAAGGGAAUAUUCCGGCCACCGGAGAAUCUCAACAACCACCGGGAAACGGCGGCGGAGGCGGCGGAGGUGGUGGAGCUAAAAAGAAGAAGAAAAAGAAGAAAGGAGGGCAAAAUGGUAAUAACACUACAAACACCGCCGCGCCACCGAACAACGGUGGUGGAGGUGGUGGUGGAAAUGGUGAGACAGUUACGGAGCAGGUGGCUAAUGGUGGACCGCCAAAUGGCGAAUCACAACCUCCACCUCAGCAAAAUCCGAAUCCGAAUCCAAACCCGAACCCGAACCCGUAUCCGGAAAAUAUGAGUCCGCCACGUCAGCAACCGCCAAAUACUCGGGUAUACGAGUACCCACCAACUACAUACUACGCGCCUCCACCAGUGUACGCCGUUAGUUACAAUACGGCGUAUCCUAGCAGCAAUUACACUGCUUCGUACUAUUCUGCGCCUCCACCGUAUUCGUACGCGUAUGUACAUCACGGGGGUGACGUGGAGGGUCCUUCGCCGUUUGAUUGGAAUCCGCACGCUGCUCCACCGUCCGAUUCGUUUGAGAUUUUUAGUGAUGAAAACCCGAAUGCUUGCUCCGUUAUGUGAGAGGAAACGAAUCGGGUUAUUUGAUUUUAGGAAACGGAUAUGGAUAUCGUAUAUGUAUGUAUACAACUCGUAUAAGGUGGGGGUAAUUUUGGUAAUUUAACUACUACGAGUAAUGUGUAUAAUCUUAAUCUAGGUGCCAAUUUGAGGAGAAAUAAGGGGGUCCUUCAAAUGAUGGUGUAAUUUUCUUUAUUCACUUUUUUUUUUAGAUUUUAUAAUUGUUAAAACUAGUGCUAAGAAUUUUGGUUCUAGCUAGUAAGUUCUUUGUUAGUUGUUUAAUGUAUACACACCCCCCUUUUUAAUGUAAAGUGUAUUUUGGCUUUUA